Molecule: messenger RNA, 1497 nt
Organism: Papaver somniferum (opium poppy)
Lineage: Eukaryota; Viridiplantae; Streptophyta; Magnoliopsida; Ranunculales; Papaveraceae
Exons: 1
Coding region: 1-1497 (498 amino acids)
Source: RefSeq, a predicted model, not a curated record
AUGCCUGCAUUCCGUUUGACUGAUGAAAAGGAAGGAACAUUGCGUGGAUGUUGGAAGCUGGACCUGGAUGCGAUGCCUGUUUCUCUAUCCUAUUUAGAUACCUCCAUUUAUUGCAAAGAGACUGCAAUUUUGGACCCGGAUACUACUAAGGAGAUGGAUUCUAAUGGUGUGGGAACCAACCCUGACAUUAUUGCUGAGCAAAGACACCUAAAACCUUCUCAUUUGGACCAUUGUGAAAUGAAAAAAAGGUCCCAAAAGUCAAAGAAGAGAAAAAUUUUGGAGGACCAGAGCACCACGGAUGGAGGAAGAAAAUCAACAGGAGGCAACUCACCUACAAGGUUUGCAGAUGUUUUUCAUAGGAGGCGAGCUGAAGGAGCUUCUGGUUUACCUCUGGGUAAAAGCAAGACUGCCAGUGUAUCAGACGGCAUGAACCGUUGUGAUGGUUCCACUUUUGGUAGUAAAGACGCAGCUGCUCCCGCUAAGGAGAUGAGUCUAGAUGGUGUGGAUGCCGUACCUGGCAGUGUGAAUGAACAAAUCGGAAUCCCCACUCUACCUGCUCACUUAAAGAUGUCUGAAAUACCAGAGACAGAAUUUCGCAAUUUGAAAGAUCAGCGAUCUUCUGAGCUAUCGUUUGGAGCUUCUGAUCAACCUCUGGAUAAGAGUAAGGCUGCCACUGUAUCAGACCGCGUAAUAACUUGUGAUGGUGCCACUCUUGGAAGUAACAACGCCACUGCUAAUGCUAAGAAGAUGAGUCUAAAUGGUGUGGAUGACAUACCUAGCAGUGUGAAUGAGCAAAUCCUCUCUUCACCUGCUCAUCUGAAGAUGUCUAAAAUACCAGCCACGGUAUUUUGCAACUUUGACAACGACCGAUCCUCUGAGAAGCUCAGGACUGGUCAGAUAUGGGCUCUGUUCUGCAAAUUGGAUGAUUUGCCCAAGAGCUAUGCUCGAAUAGAGAGUGUUAAACAUCUUCCCGUUUUUAAACUGACUAUAAAGUGGCUUGAACCAUGCGAUCCACCAAAAGGUGUAAUUUCAUGGGUUGACAAGGGAAUGCCAGUGUGCUGUGGAACAUUUAAGGUCGCAUUUGGUGAAGGUGUUGUCUUUGAUAAUUCCAUUUCAUUUUGUCAUCAGUUAAGUGGGGUACCAUCUGGUAACGGCUUGUACACAAUCUAUCCAAGAGUAGGGGAAGUGUGGGCAAUGUACAGUAAAUUUUGCUCCGACUUGAAGACAUGUGAGUACUACAUGGUUGAAAUCGUAGGGGUAGUGGAUGAUUGUUGGAUAAUUGUUUCUGUUUUUCUAAGUGCUAACGGUUUUGAGACUAUAUUCAAAGCUAAAGGAAGAUAUGGACUUAGUUUUACGACUAUACCAUGGGUUGAAUUAUAUAGAUUCUCUCAUCAAGUUCCUUCUUUCAUGUUGAACGAAGCAAGCUACGACGAGUUGCGUGGCUGUUGGGAGCUUGAUCCCAGAUCAAUGUCAGUUCAUAUACAAUCUUUGAACUGA